Fukomys damarensis (Damara mole-rat) is the source of this 919-nucleotide messenger RNA. It is a transcript of the gene Mkrn2os, whose product is annotated as MKRN2 opposite strand. The record is from RefSeq and is a predicted model, not a curated record. Lineage: Eukaryota; Metazoa; Chordata; Mammalia; Rodentia; Bathyergidae. The coding region runs from base 87 to 740 and encodes 217 amino acids. The transcript is spliced from 4 exons.
CAGCAGUACAGUGGCUCACAUUUGCCGGCCAUAAGGAGGAAAAGGAAGUCUCCAAACUCUUCCUGGUGGCCUGGGAGGCAAAUGCCAUGCACAGCAUGGAGGCUGGGAAGCCUUUGAUUAAAUUCAACCACUGUAAGAGAUCCAUCUACAGUUUUGGGGUGCCAAGGUGCUGCCCCCUGUGCCAGGAGGCCCUGGGCUUGGCAGAGCUGGCCAAUGCCCCAGUCAGCGCCUGCAGCCCCUUCACCAAUGGGCACCAGGAAAAGUGCUGCUUCCUCCUCAGACCGACCCAGGGCACAUUUCUCAGGGAGUAUGAUGGAAAGUCUGAUCUCCAUGUUGGAAUAACUAACACAAAUGGAGUGGUGUACAACUAUGAUGGGCGUGGUGUGCAGCGUGACAGGACAGGCUGGGAGCAGAGCCUGGCUGUGCCACUUCUACAGCCUGGUAUGCUAGGGCUGCAAGACCAGUGGGACAGGUACCUGGAGGACUUCUCAGCCCACGGGGCCUGGCUGCCGCACAGGUAUGAGGAAGACCACCACAACUGCUACAGCUACACCCUCACAUUCAUUAAUUGCAUUCUGGCCACCGAGGGCAAGGAACAACUGAACAAGAGUGAAUUCACAGAGAAAUAUGUGGUCCCAAGGACAAGGCUGGCCUCCAAGUACAUCGUGCUGUACCGGGCUAUCGAGGAGCACGGCUUCUAUGCCAUUGAACAUGGUGGCCCUGAGGCUGGUUCCCCUUAGUGGAGCCACUAUGCUGAGUGUGGGGUGUGGAGGAGGUGGUGGGACACUCUGGGUCCCUACCUGGAUCCCACACUGUGGAUUCCUAAACGCAUCUAACUGUAGCUAAAUGAAAAGUAUAUGGGCUUCUUUAGACACAUUUUACCUCGCAGUGGCCUAACAAUUCAUGAAAUAAAAGUUUC